GCGCCGCCGAUUCGGCCUUCGCCGAGCAGAUAGUGGAGAUCGGCUUGCCUGCCGCAGGCCACAAGACGGCGAAGGCCGUGGCCGACGGCGCUGAGCUCCGGUUCGUGAAUUCAGCGGCGCCGCGUCGGAGCCUUACUUGCGUGUGGCCGCAGCUGUGGGGCGCGAAGCAGCUGGCCGCCGCGCAGCCGUGGAGAGGAGCCAAUGGCCCCAUCGUAGCGCUCGUGCUCGCCCUCAGGGAGGUCUUGUGGGGCUUCGUGGACGCCGACCCGUGCGUCUUGCACUGUGCAUGCGGCGGCGCCUGCGACGUCGGGCGCAGGUCUUCUGCCUUCGGCCAGCUGGUGGCCCAAGAGACGCGCGGCGCGCGGGGGCUCGAGGAGCGC
This is a messenger RNA of Prorocentrum cordatum, 380 nucleotides long. The record is from the annotation of a GenBank genome assembly. NCBI's taxonomy places the organism in Eukaryota, Dinophyceae, Prorocentrales, Prorocentraceae.